AUGCCCAAGGAGCGCAAAUCUCUCCAGUUCCCAAAGUUCCUGAUUCCCUCCCUGUUUCCCAAACGAAAAGCGGGGCAUUCAGACUCCGCGCCAAAGUACCUCAACGGCCAUGCCUCCUACCUGCGCUGCGCCGGCUGCGCCUCACACCUCUGCCUGACCUCUCAAAUAAUCAGCAAAGGAUUUACAGGCCGCCACGGCCGAGCCUAUCUCGUCUCAGCGGAGCCCGUAGCCACAGCCGUGUCAGUCAGCGCGUCAUCGUCGCCUACGGUCUCACUACCCAAUACCACACUACAACACCCGGUACCGCGCCAGCUUGUGACAGGUGCACACACAGUCAGCGAUGUGAGCUGCAAAUUCUGUGAUAACGUUUUGGGUUGGAAAUAUGUCGCUGCGGAGGAAGAGUCCCAGCGAUACAAAGUCGGGAAGUUCAUUCUAGAAACGAAGAAGAUCAUCACUUCUUCGUGCUGGGAGUCACCGCCAAAUGUCCAUCCUGACCUGGCGGAAGGUCAGUCAGGGGCUGAGUCGGCUCAUGCAGAGGCCGAAUUUGAUAGCCAAGACGAGGAUGAGUGUGAGGAUCUCUUUGCUGGCAUCUGGAGCCCGGGGCUUGCUGCCCGACGCAGGAAUCGCAAAAUUGAACGUCGGCCUGCUAUGUUUGGCAUCUCAUGA
Penicillium olsonii is the source of this 666-nucleotide messenger RNA. The record is from the annotation of a GenBank genome assembly. Lineage: Eukaryota; Fungi; Ascomycota; Eurotiomycetes; Eurotiales; Aspergillaceae.